Messenger RNA from Cryptomeria japonica (Japanese cedar), 2016 nucleotides. Its product is annotated as indole-3-acetic acid-amido synthetase GH3.5. The record is from RefSeq and is a predicted model, not a curated record. Gene Ontology annotation, cellular component: cytoplasm. Lineage: Eukaryota; Viridiplantae; Streptophyta; Pinopsida; Cupressales; Cupressaceae. The coding region runs from base 76 to 1887 and encodes 603 amino acids. Gene Ontology annotation, molecular function: acid-amino acid ligase activity. The transcript is spliced from 4 exons.
UCUAUAGUCUAGUUUCCCUCUUGCCCUCAUUCAAGUCCUUCAGGAUAUAUUUUUAGGUUUUUCAUAAAGAUCAGGAUGUCCGAAGCCAUGCUUUGUGACAGCACUGCAAUUCCCAAUGAUAAUGAUAAGAAAGCUCUGGACUUCAUUGAGAAUGUAACCAUACAUACUGAUGAAGUGCAGGCUCAAGUGCUUUCUGAGAUUUUGACGAGGAACGCUAAUACAGAAUACCUAAAGCGUUAUGACCUCAAUGGUUGUACUGAUAGGGAGUCUUUCAAAAACCUCUUGCCCGUUAUUACGUAUGAGGAUCUGCAGCCUGAUAUUGUAAGAAUCGCUAACGGGGAUAAGUCUCCUAUUCUUUCAUCUCAUCAAGUCUCCGAAUUUCUCACCAGCUCUGGAACAUCCGCUGGAGAACGCAAGCUGAUGCCCACAAUUGAAGAGGAGUUAGACCGGAGAACGCUUCUUUACAGCCUUCUCAUGCCUGUCAUGAGCCAGUACAUAAAGGGGCUGGACAAGGGAAAAGGCAUGUACUUCCUCUUCAUCAAAUCUGAAACAAAGACUCCUGGUGGAUUAGUAGCUCGGCCAGUCCUAACGAGCUAUUACAAGAGCCAGCACUUCAGAGAAAAGCCUUUUGAUCCCUACAAUGUCUACACCAGCCCCAUGGAGGCCAUUUUGUGCCCCGAUUCCCACCAGAGCAUGUAUGCUCAACUCCUCUGUGGCCUUGCCCAAAACAAACAAGUUCUCAGGGCAGGAGCCGUCUUUGCCUCGGGCUUGCUCAGAGCAAUUCAUUUCCUGGAACAACACUGGCGGUCGCUUUGCGAGGACAUUCGAAUGGGAAGCCCGAGCGAGGAAGACGUGACCAAUCCUUCAGUAAGAAAGGCCGUAAUGAAUAUAAUGAGCCCCAAUCCUGAGCUGGCAGAUCUCAUGGAGCGUGAGUGCUCAAAGGAGUCAUGGGAGGGAAUAAUUAAGAGACUCUGGCCUAAUACAAAGUACCUUGAAGUGAUCGUGACAGGCGCCAUGGCCCAGUACAUUCCCACCCUCGAUUUCUACAGCGGUGGACUCCCUCAGCUGUGCACGAUGUACGCUUCCUCCGAGUGCUACUUCGGCCUCAAUCUCUACCCACUCAGCAAACCGUGGGAAGUGUCGUACACAAUCAUGCCCAAUAUGGGCUACUUCGAAUUCCUUCCCAUUCGCCGCGACAAUCACAAUGAACACACCGACAAUCAGCCACAGCUCGUUGAACUCGCUGACGUCAAAGUAGGGGAAGAAUACGAACUGGUGGUAACAACAUACGCAGGGCUGUAUCGUUACAGAGUGGGAGACGUGCUCAGGGUUACCGGCUUCCACAACUCGGCGCCACAAUUUCACUUUGUGUGCCGAAAAAAUGUAAUGUUGAGCAUUGACUCGGACAAAACUGAUGAAGUGGAGCUGCAAAACGCGAUGGACAAGGCAACGAAGCAUCUGGAGAGCUAUGGGGCUCGAGUGAUUGAGUACACCAGCUACGCAGACGUAUCUAGCAUUCCGGGACAUUACGUUCUCUUCUGGGAGCUCAACAAUGCAACGCAUGUGGAAGUACCUGCUGAGGUGUUGCAGCAGUGUUGUCUCACCGUGGAAGAGAGUUUAAAUUCGGUGUACAGGCAGGGUAGAUCCGCCGACAAAUCCAUCGCCCCCCUGGAGAUAAAAAUAGUAGAAAGUGGGACAUUUGAGGAAUUGAUGGAUUAUACCCUAAGCCGAGGGGCAUCUAUAAAUCAAUACAAGGUACCUCGCUGUGUCAAGUUUGCUCCAAUCGUCGAGCUUCUUAAUUCCAGAGUCACAGCUUCCUAUUUUAGCCCUAAUUGUCCCAAAUGGACACCUGUACGCACCGACUGGGAAACUUGUAAAUCUUUCUGAAGUUCGAAGCUUUGUCUCAUAGUCUUGUCGAGAAUUAGGGUUUCGAUGUUUAUUCAAUAAUUUGAAGUAAAUGUUAAAUAUGAUGAAAUACAAUAUAUUAGUUUGAAUCAGUCUUGUCAGAAGACGUCA